Strigops habroptila (Kakapo) is the source of this 1291-nucleotide messenger RNA. RefSeq lists its product as uncharacterized. The transcript has 2 exons. NCBI's taxonomy places the organism in Eukaryota, Metazoa, Chordata, Aves, Psittaciformes, Psittacidae. Bases 102 to 1091 code for a protein of 329 amino acids. The record is from RefSeq and is a predicted model, not a curated record.
CUGGCCAAAGGCCGGAUCCAGCCGCUUCCGCGCAACGUGCUGCUCCUGGGUCUCCUCGCCUUGUCCCCCCUGUGUCUGUCCCCCCCCCACGGCCACCGCUUAUGGAGCCCCCCAAGGACACCACUGGGGCCGUUGUCCCGAGCAAGCUGUCCCCGGAGCUGCUGCAGCCACUGGUGACCGUGGUGGCCACAUUGGGCCUCUUGGGAGCCCCCUCAGGGGGCAUCCUCUUGGCCGGGGGCUCCCUGCGGUCCGGGCUGGUGGCCCUGAGCAACCGCGUCCACGGGGCCAUGGAGCACGGGCACGGGGAGCCGACUCUCCUGCGCCACCGCCUGGCCACCGCCGCGGCCGCCGCCGCGGCCACCGUCACCCGCCAAUGGCGCGAGGCCGUGGCGAAGGUGGAAGCCACUUGGGCCACCGCGGCCGAGGACGUCGCGCGCCUCAGGGACGCCUGUGGCACCGUGGCCACCGCGGCCACCAGCAGCACCAGCAGGGGUGACGUGGAGGCUGCGAUUGCCCAUGAGGACAAGGCGUGCUGUGAGCUGCUGGUGGCCGCCAGGGCGCUGCCGGUGGCCACCGAUUUGGCCAUGGUGGAUGAGAAGGUGCAGAGACACGAGGCGUGGGUGGCCGAGGCCAGCGCCGGGCUGGAGGCGGCCUCCGAGGCCACCAAGAAGGUGGCGGAGGCCAUGAAGGAGCCGGUGGAGCCUGAGGAGAGGAGACAAUGGGCUGUGGUGGCCCAAGAGCAAUUGGGAAGCUUGUUGGCUGCUUGUCACGGCGCCGCCAGCUUCUACGGUCACCUGCGGGGACACCUUGAGGACAUCGAGGCCACUGUGGCGACGCUGGGAGGUGGUGGCCCGCAGGCUCCGGAGGUGGCCCCAGGGGGUGUCCCCGAGGCUCUGAAGGCAGCGCUGGUGGUGCCUGAGGUGCUGUGGACCGCCAGCGCCCGCCUGGCCAAGGGCCACCUCCUGAGGGCUGUGCGGCUGGCCCGGGACGUGCUGGUCAACCCCGAUGCCACCAAGGCCGCCGCAGUGACCCAGCACUGUCAGGAGGCCACCGCCGCGCUCCCGGCGCUGCUGGCACCGCAGCCGUGGUAGAGGACGGUGGCCUCGGCGGGGACCGAUGGCAUCAACGUGGCUCUGCUGCAAUCCUGCUCCCGUUGCUUUGUCCCCAUGCGGGUUCCUGCUGGCCCCAAAGGGCCACCAUGGCCAUGGAGAGGGUCCUCCUGCCCCUGUGUUCCUGCCUUGUCCCCCCAAAGAAGAUUAAAUUGGGGUCUCCCACCCCAUUGAGAAGGUGA